AUGAAACUAUUUCUGCAUCGUUUACCUAAAGUCAAACUUCAUGUAUACAUUGAAGGAACUAUGAAUCCUGAUCUUAUGUUUAAAUUGGCAAAACCAAAUAAUAUUACUGUACCAUUUGAAAAUAUUGAUGCACUCCAACAAGAAUAUGCAAAUUUUAUUGAUUUGAAAUCAUUUCUCAAUCUUUUGAAGGAAGAAGUACGCGUUCUCGUUACUAGUGAUGGUUUUUAUGAUUUAGCUUGGACAUAUUUUCAACGUGCUGCUAAUGAAAAUGUUCGUCAUUGUGAAGUAUUUUUCAAUGUUCAAGCUCAUUUAAGUCGUAAUGCGACACUUAAAAGUCAAUUUGAUGGUUUAAUACGUGCUUGUCAAAGAGCAAAAACUGAGUUUACCAUUACAACAGGUCUCAUCAUUAGUUUUAUGAGUGAUCAAAACGAACAAUCAGCACUUCAAAUUCUUGAUAAAGCUUUAGAAUACCGUGAUUAUUUUAUUGGCAUCGGUUGGAAAUCAAAUGAAAUCAAUAAUCCACCAUCAAAAUUUAUCCAACUGUAUAAGAGAGCUCAUGACCUCGUUUUACAUUGUGUAGCACAUGCUAGUGAAGAAGGUCCUUCAUUAUAUGCUAAAGAAGCCAUUGAGUUACUUAAAGUUAAACGUAUUGAUCAUGGUAUUCAUUGUGCUGAUGAUCCAGCAUUUUUACAGCAAAUCGCACAAUAUAAAAUUCAUCUAACAAAGUGUCCUCUUUCCAAUCUUAAACUUAAAGUCAUAAAAAUAAUACAAGAUUUACCAUUAAAAUUAUUUCUUGGCAAUAAUAUUAAAGUAACUAUUAAUUCUGAUGAUCCUGCCUAUUUUUGGUGGUUAUAUUCUAGCAAAUUUUAA
Messenger RNA from Rotaria sp. Silwood2, 870 nucleotides. The record is from the annotation of a GenBank genome assembly. Lineage: Eukaryota; Metazoa; Rotifera; Eurotatoria; Philodinida; Philodinidae.